Molecule: messenger RNA, 13425 nt
Organism: Osmerus eperlanus (European smelt)
Lineage: Eukaryota; Metazoa; Chordata; Actinopteri; Osmeriformes; Osmeridae
Product: dynein axonemal heavy chain 17-like
Exons: 80
Coding region: 25-13401 (4458 amino acids)
Biological process (GO): microtubule-based movement
Cellular component (GO): dynein complex
Molecular function (GO): dynein intermediate chain binding; minus-end-directed microtubule motor activity; ATP binding
Source: RefSeq, a predicted model, not a curated record
AGCUGGCUGGUAUAGCCAUUUAAUAUGGAGGGGGAUGACAAGAGAAUCGAGUUUUUACAAGAUGUCACUUUAAAGGCGUUUAAACUAAAGGCAGACAAAUGGCAGAAGUUUAUUGCUGGCGAAGAUAACAGAACAUUAAUUGCUAGUUUUUUUGAUAAAGCGGAUUUCCCCAGCCUUGUUAUUUCUCUAAAUGCUGCCUCCCAACUCGUUUCCAGCCUUUCAUUCCCUCAAACCAUCAAAACCAAAGCUGUUUAUUUUACCAAGAGGGAUCAAGGGGUUAUAACAAAAGACAAUAUUAAACAGUUAUUUGUUGGAGACGUCUCAAAUUCCCCCGUGGAUGUUGUCAUUGGUGUGACAGAGGAGAUUAUCUACUCGUUACAUACAAAUAAAGACAAUACCCAGCGCUGGCCUAAGGUCGUUUCAGACGACGUGUCUCGCCAUGCGCACAAACUGAAGAAUGAAGUUUUUGUCGUUGGAGGUCAGGUCAAAGGCAGGACAUUUCUACCGCUACCGGAAAACUCUGAUGCUCUUGGAGAUUCGGAGCACCGGCCCUCCCGCCCAAUUGAUAGCAAGUUGAUGCACGCGUUUGAAACCGUAAUAAUAGACUGGACUCAUCAGGUGACCGAAGUUUUAAAUAAAGACUCGGCACAACCAAUAUUGGACAGACAGAAACCUUUGCCCAAAGUGGAGUUUGAUUUCUGGAACAACAGAUUGAUGAAUCUCGAGUGUAUCAACGUACAGUUGAUGAAUCCGAAAGUGCGCAAAAUAGCAGAGAUAGUUGAAACUGCAGCAAGCACCUACUGGCCGGCUUUGAGAAGCAUUUACAAGGACGUGAAAGAGGGCCUGAAAGAGGCUCAAGAUAUCAUGCUGUAUCUGAAGCCUCUACAAAAGAUUCUUGAUGAGAUUGAACAGUUGGAGUUCCAACAGGUGAAAACCUUUAUAAAGCCAAUGAUGCACACAGUGUGCCUCACCUGGGCCAGCUCGGAGUACUACAGGAGCCCAGCCAGGAUCAUCGUCAUCCUGCAGGAGAUAUGCAACCUGUUCAUUGAAAUGACAAGGAACUUCCUGGGUCCAGAAGACAUCAUGAAGGGUCUCCAAGGAGAGAUAGACGAGAUUCUGUCCAACAUCAGAAUCAGUAUCGAUUCCCUGGUGGCCUUUAGGGACACUUAUGACGACUGCAAACUCAACAUGGACACAUACUUCAAAGAUGGAAACACCAAGAACUGGGAUUUCCCCUCAUGCCUGGUCUUCACUGAGCUAGAUGCCUUCCUACUGCGUCUGCAGACCAUAGAGGAGGUGUAUUCUGUGUCCGUGGAGCUGUUGAAGCUGGAGAAGGUGGACAUCCAAGGGGUCCGGGGCACUGCCCUGGGGACCAUGGUCUUCAGCAUCUACCAGCAGUGCCUGGAGCUUAUCAAAAUGUUUGCCGAGUGCAAGUAUGAUGCCAUAGACACAGAUGACAAAACGUUCGAUGCAAACUUCCAGCUGUUCCAGGAGCAGAUCGUGGACUUUGAGCGACGGCUGGGGACCAUCCUCUGUCAGGCGUUCGAUGACUGUCCCUCCACAGAGUCUUCUGUCAAAAUAUUGGACAUGUUUGAUUUCAUCAUGGAGCGGCCCCACAUUCAGUCCCAGAUCUACUGUAAGUACAAGGAGCUGGUGGAGAUGUUCAGCUGCGACCUGGACCGGACCAAGCUGGUGUAUGAUGCCCAACUGGCUGCCACUGAGCUGGGGAGAGGCAUCCCGCCCAUUGCCAAGAACAUGCCUCUCAUCGCAGGCCAGCUCAAAUGGGCCCAGGAGAUGCGAGCGCGCAUUGAGAUGCCCAUGAAGAGCUUCAAGGCCCUGCGCCACCCGUGCAUGGGGACCAAUGAGGCCAAGCUGGUGUUCCAGAAGCAUGAGGAGAUGCUGCGGUUGCUGUCUCAGUACUGUGACAAGGUGUUCCUCCAGUGGACCUCCAGGGUGGACCGAGACUGCCAGUUCAACCUGGAGCAGCCGCUGCUGCUCCGCAACCCUCACACCUCCACCCUGAGUGUCAACUUCAACAAGCAGCUGGUGGCAGUGUUGCGGGAGGUGAAGUAUCUGACCAUGCAGGGCCAGGAGGACCUUCCAGACAGUGCAGCCACAGUGUUCUCUCAGAACGAGACCUUCAGGAGAUACGUGGGCUCCCUGGACCUCAUAGUGUCCUGGUACAACCAGAUCCUGGCCACCGUCCUGCCGGUGGAGCUCCCCCUCAUCCAGGAGGAGCUGAAGGCCAUCGACGAGAAGCUGGCCCAGGCUGAGAGCACUCUGAGCUGGAACAGCCAAGGUGUGUGGGAGAACAUCCAGCUGAUGAGAGAUACGCUGCAGGACUUCCACAGCAGGAUCAACCAGGCCAAGGCUAACGUGGAGGCCAUGAACCACAUCAUGGAGGAGUGGUCUGUCAGCCCCAUGUUUGAGAGGAAGUGCAGCAAGGAUUCUCUCCUGGACCUGGACGGGAGACCAGCAGCUCUGAUCAAGAAGUACACGGCCAUCAGAGACUCUGGAGAGAAGCUGCACCAGCUCACUGAGGAAAAUAAGAGGCUGUUCAAAGCAGAUGACCUGACUGAGUCUUGGAGGGCGUACGUUAGCUACAUCGACAACAAAGUGUUGGACGGAUUCUUCAAAGUCGUCCUCGUGUCUCUCAAAUUCCUGGCCAAUAACAUGCAGAACAAGGCCAGCAGAGAGCCCCUGUUUGAGGUGCGCUUUGAGCUGGAGGACGGAGAGACGGCCUUCUACCCCUCCCUCAGCUACGGCAUCGCCAACAGCUUCUACGACAUGCUGGAGGAUCUCAUCAACGAUGUGUACAAGGCCGCCACUCUGGUGCCACGCUUAUCACUGACCAACAAAAUGUGCUACCAGCUGGAGCUGGAUGAGAUGUCUGCGUUGUCAGAGCUGCGUGAGGAUGUGAUGAACCAGGUGGUGGCGGCCAUGAGCCAGGCGGAGGAAUGCAAGGAGGGGCUGUACCUGUACUGCUACCUGUGGCAGGACGACCGCAACGACUUCAUGGAGCAGUUCCUGCUGUACGGGAAGGUGCUCUCCCCCGAGGAGAUCGAGGCCCACGGAGACGAGAGCGUGCCAACCAACCCACCCACCCUCAAGGAGUUCAAGGAGCAGAUCGACACCUACGAGACUCUGUACAGCACAGUGAGCAAGCUGGAGAACUCCAACCUGCUGCAGGGCUGGCUGCAGAUAGACCUGCGGCCCUUCAAACACGCUCUGCUGCACACCAUCAAACGCUGGAGCUUCAUGUUCAAACACUACCUGAUAGACAGAGUCACCAACAGUCUGAAGGACCUAGACGGCUUCAUCAAGGAGGUAAAGUCGGGCCUGACAGAGCCUGUGGAGGAGGGCGACUUCAAGGGUCUGGUGGGGGUCAUGGGUCACCUGAUGCGGGUCAAGGACAGACAUGUCGCCACGGACAACAUGUUUGGCCCUCUGACAGAGACCAUCCAGUUCCUGAAAGACUACAACGAGGAACUACCAGACGAGGUCCACGCUCAGCUUCAGGAUCUCCCAGAGCUGUGGAACAACGUGAAGAAGACAUCCCUGCAGGUCAAGCAGAACCUGGCUCCACUGCAGGCUCACGAGGUCAACAUCAUACGCAGGAAGUGCCAGCAGUUUGAGAUCAAACAGUUUGAGUUCAGAGAGAAGUUCAGACAGCAGCUCUUCUUACAGUUCUCGUUUGAAAAGCCACACGAGGCUCUGGACGAGUGUCAACUCGACAUGGCAACACUGGAGGCAGAGAUGGUCGGUCUGUCGCAAUCAGCCAGCUUGUUUGAGGUGAACGUGCCUGAUUACAAACAGCUGAAAUCCUGCAGGAAGGAGAUGGUUCUUCUCAAAGAGCUGUGGGACAUGAUCCUUUUGGUGAAGGGGAACAUGGACGACUGGAAGACAACUUUGUGGAAAGACAUCAACGUGGACGAGAUGGACAUGGACACCAAGAAAUACGCCAAGGAUAUCAAGGGUCUGGACAAGGAGAUGAGGGCCUGGGACGCCUUCUCAGGAUUGGACAGCAUGGUGAAGAACAUGAUGACAUCACUGCGGGCUGUAGGAGAGCUCCAGAACCCGGCCAUCAGGGACCGCCACUGGCUACAGCUCAUGAUUGCCACCAAGGUGAAGUUUGAGAUGUCGGAGAGGACCACGUUUGAAGACCUGCUGAGGCUGAACCUGCACCAGUUUGAGGAUGAGGUUCGCAGCAUUGUGGACAUGGCUGUCAAGGAGUCUGGGAUGGAGAAGGUCCUGGCUGAGCUGGACAGCACGUGGAGCUCCAUGGUGUUCGACCACGAGCCUCACGGCCGCACAGGGACCAUGCUGCUCAAACCCAACGAGGAGCUGGUAGAGACCCUGGAGGACAACCAGGUGCAGCUCCAAACGCUGAUGACCUCCAAGUACAUCGCCCACUUCCUGGAGGAGGUGUCUGGCUGGCAGAACAAGCUCUCCACGGCCGACUCGGUCAUCUCCAUCUGGUUCACGGUGCAGCGCACCUGGACACACCUGGAGAGCAUCUUCAUCGGCUCAGAGGACAUCCGCUCCCAGCUGCCCGAGGACUCCAAACGCUUCGACACCAUCGACAAAGAUUUCAAGGAGAUCAUGUGUGAUGCAGUGAAGGUCACCAACGUGGUGGAGUCCACCAACAAGAAGGGUCUGCAGGAGAAGCUGGAGGGGCUGGAGACAGGCCUGGCCCUGUGUGAGAAGGCCCUGGCAGAGUACCUGGAGACCAAGCGACUGGCCUUCCCCAGGUUCUACUUCGUCUCCUCAGCCGACCUGCUGGACAUCCUGUCCAACGGGAACAACCCAGUGGAGGUCAGCAAGCACCUCUCCAAGCUGUUCGACAGCUUGUGCAACCUCAAGUUCCAGCUGGACAGCGAUGGGAAGCCCAUCAAGGUUGCCUUGGGGAUGUACAGUGGCGAGAACGAGUACGUCACCUUCGACGAGACCUGCGACUGCUCCGGGCAGGUGGAGACGUGGCUGAACCGCAUCCUGGAGCGGAUGUGUAACACGCUGAGGAUGAAGUUUGGAGACGCGGUCCAGGCUUACGAGGAGAAACCCAGAGAGCAGUGGCUGUUCGACUACCCCGCCCAGAUCGCCUUGGCAACCACGCAGAUCUGGUGGAACACGGAGGUGGGCAUAGCGUUCUCCCGGCUGGAGGAGGGCUACGAGAACGCCAUCAAGGAAUACUUCAAGAAGCAGGUGCUGCAGCUCAACACCCUCAUCACACUGCUCAUCGGAGAGCUGACUCAUGGAGACCGGCAGAAGAUCAUGACCAUCUGCACCAUCGACGUCCACGCCAGGGACAUGGUGGCCAAACUGGUCACCAGCAAGAUCGACAGUGUCCAGGCCUUCAUGUGGCAGUCUCAGCUCAGGCAUCGCUGGGACGACAAGAACAAGCACUGCUUCGCCAACAUCUGCGACGCCCAGUUCACAUACUCCUACGAGUACCUCGGCAACACCCCGCGAUUGGUCAUCACCCCUCUGACUGACAGGUGCUACAUCACCCUGACCCAGUCGCUCCACCUCAUCAUGGGCGGGGCCCCGGCCGGGCCUGCCGGCACUGGGAAGACUGAGACCACCAAGGACCUGGGCCGAGCGCUCGGCAUCAUUGUCUACGUGUUCAACUGCUCCGAGCAGAUGGACUACAAGUCCUGUGGAGACAUCUACAAGGGCCUGGCUCAGACCGGGGCGUGGGGCUGCUUCGACGAGUUCAACAGGAUCUCAGUGGAGGUGCUGUCUGUCAUCGCUGUGCAGGUGAAGUGUGUCCAGGAUGCCAUCCGGGACAAGAAGAUCAUCUUUAACUUCCUGGGGGAGGUGAUCAAGCUGAUCCCCACUGUGGGGGCCUUCAUCACCAUGAACCCCGGCUACGCUGGCCGCGCCGAGCUGCCCGAGAACCUGAAAGCUCUGUUCAGGCCGUGUGCCAUGGUGGUGCCAGACUUUGAGCUGAUCUGUGAGAUCAUGCUGGUGGCUGAGGGCUUCAUAGACGCCAGAGUCCUGGCCAGGAAGUUCAUCACCCUCUACACGCUGUGUAAAGAGCUGCUCUCCAAACAGGACCACUAUGACUGGGGCCUGCGCGCCAUCAAGUCUGUGCUGGUGGUGGCCGGCUCCCUGAAGAGAGGGGACCCGAGCCGGCCGGAGGACCAGGUGCUGAUGAGGGCCCUGAGAGACUUCAACGUCCCCAAGAUCGUGAUGGACGACACGCCCGUGUUCCUGGGGCUGAUCGGGGACCUCUUCCCCGCCCUGGAUGUCCCCAGGAAGAGAGUCGUGGAGUUUGAGCAGCUGGUGAAGCAGGCGGUGCUGGACCUGAAGCUGCAGGCUGAGGACAUCUUCAUCCUGAAGGUGGUGCAGCUGGAGGAACUGAUGGCUGUCAGACACUCUGUCUUCAUCAUCGGCAACGCCGGCACGGGCAAGUCCAAGGUGAUGCGGUCCCUGAGCAGGACGUAUCUGAACAUGAAGAGGAAGGCGGUGGUGGUGGACCUGGACCCCAAGGCUGUGACCUGUGAUGAGCUGUUUGGCAUCAUCAACCCUGCCACCAGGGAGUGGAAGGAUGGCCUGUUCUCCUGCGUGAUGAGGGACCUGGCCAACAUUAGCCACGACGGGCCCAAGUGGAUCGUCCUGGACGGGGAUAUCGACCCCAUGUGGAUCGAGUCUCUCAACACUGUCAUGGACGACAACAAGGUGCUGACCCUGGCCAGUAACGAGCGCAUCCCUCUGAACCCCACCAUGAGGCUGGUGUUUGAGAUCAAAGACCUGCGGACAGCCACGCCCGCUACCGUGUCCCGUGCUGGCAUCCUCUUCAUCAAUCCUGCCGACCUGGGCUGGAACCCGGUGGUGACCAGCUGGAUCGAGCAGCGUCAGGUCCAGUCAGAGAAGGCCAACCUCUCCAUCCUGUUUGACAAGUACCUCCCCACCUGCCUGGAGAAGCUGAAGUUCAGCUUCAAGAAGAUCACUCCCAUCCCGGAGGUGACGCUGGUGCAGACCCUGCUGCAGCUCAUGGAGUGUUUGCUGGUGCCAGAGAACACUCCUCCAGACUCCCACAAGGAGAUCUACGAGCUGUACUUCGUCUUCGCCUGCGUCUGGGCCUUCGGAGGAGCCAUGUUCCAGGACCAGCUGAUGGACUACAGAGUAGAGUUCAGCAAGUGGUGGGUGAACGAGUUCAAGACCAUCAAGUUCCCGUCCCAAGGAACUGUGUUUGACUACUACAUCAACCCCAACACCAAGAAGUUCUCUCCCUGGACAGACAAAGUCCCCAAGUUUGUCUUGGACCCGGAACUCCCUCUGCAGGCGUCCCUGGUGCACACAGCUGAGACCACCCGUAUCCGCUACUUCAUGGACAUGCUGAUGGAGAGGAAGUGCCCCGUGAUGCUGGUGGGGAACGCAGGCAGCGGGAAGUCUGUGCUGAUGGGAGACAAGCUGAGGAGCCUGGACUCUGACAACUACCUGGUCCAGUCUGUCCCCUUCAACUUCUACACCACCUCCGCCAUGCUGCAGGCCGUCCUGGAGAAGCCCCUGGAGAAGAAGGCAGGCAGGACGUACGGGCCCCCGGCCAGCAAGAGCCUGGUCUACUUCAUAGACGACAUGAACAUGCCCGAGGUGGACAAGUACUUCACCGUGGCUCCACACACACUCAUCCGCCAGCACAUGGACCACGGACACUGGUAUGACAGAGCCAAGCUGACUCUGAAGGACAUCCAUAACUGCCAAUACGUAGCCUGCAUGAACCCGACAUCUGGCAGCUUCACCAUCGAUCCCAGGCUGCAGAGGCACUUCUGUGUGUUUGCUGUGAGUUUCCCCGGUCAGGACGCGCUCCACAGUAUCUACAACUCCAUCUUCAGCCAGCACCUGGACAUGAGCAACUUCCUGGCACCUGUCAAGAAGUUCUGCUCCACCCUGGUCAGCGCAGCGCUGGGCUUCCACCAGAAGAUCAGCACCUCCUUCCUGCCCACGGCUGUGAAGUUCCACUACGUCUUCAACCUGCGAGACCUGUCCAACAUCUUCCAAGGCCUGCUGUUCUCGGGGCCAGACUGCGUGAAGGCCCCUGCAGAGCUGGUGCGCCUGUGGCUGCAUGAGUGUGACCGUGUGUACGGGGACAAGCUGGUGGAGGACAAGGACAUCGAGCUGUUCUCCAAGAUCCAGCAGGACAUCUGCAAGGCCUGCCUGAAGGAUUUGGAUCCAGGGUGUCUGUUUGAGAAGCCCAACAUCUACUGCCACUUCUCCCAGGGCAUCGGGGAGCCCAAGUACGCCCCCGUCCCCUCCUGGCCCGCCCUCAACAAGCUGCUGCUGGAGGGGCUGGACAGCUACAACGAGGUCAACGCCACCAUGAACCUGGUGUUGUUCGAGGACGCCAUGUCUCAUAUCUGCAGAAUCAACCGCAUCCUGGAGUGUCCCCGUGGCAACGCUCUUCUGGUGGGCGUGGGGGGCAGCGGGAAGCAGUCCCUGUCCCGCCUGGCCGCCAGCAUCUCCAACCUGGAGGUGUUCCAGAUCACCCUGAGGAAGGGCUACGGCAUCCCUGACCUCAAGCUGGACGUGGCAGCCCUGUACAUGAAGGCUGGGGUGAAGAACACAGGCACCGUGCUGCUGAUGACAGACUCCCAGGUGGCGGAGGAGACCUUCCUGGUGAUCAUCAACGACCUGCUGGCCUCUGGGGAGAUCCCCGGCCUGUUCCAGGACGACGAGGUGGAGGCCAUCAUCUCCGCCAUGAGGAACGAGGUGAAGGCCGUGGGCCUGCCCGACUCCAGGGAGAACUGCUGGAAGUUCUUCAUCGACAGAGUCAGGAGGCAGCUCAAGGUCAUCCUGUGCUUCUCUCCCGUGGGCUCCACCCUGAGGGUCAGAGCCAGGAAGUUCCCUGCCGUGGUCAACUGCACCUCCAUCGACUGGUUCCACGAGUGGCCAGAGGAGGCGCUGGUGUCCGUCAGUGCCCGCUUCCUCUCCGAGACAGAGGGCAUCGCGCCGGAGGUGAAGACCUCUCUCAGCCAGUUUAUGGCCUUCGUCCACAAGACGGUGAACGAGAUGUCCAAGUCCUACCUGGUGUCGGACCGGCGCUACAACUACACCACGCCCAAGACGUUCCUGGAGCAGAUCAACCUGUACCAGAACCUGCUGUCUGUGAAGAGGAGCGAGCUGCUGGCCAAGAUGGAGCGCCUGGAGAACGGCCUGACCAAGCUGGAGAACACGUCGGCCCAGGUGGACGACCUGAAGGCCAAGCUGGCCGUGCAGGAGGUGGAGCUCAAGCAGAAGAACGAGGAUGCAGACCAGCUCAUCCAGGUGGUCGGCGUGGAGACGGAGAAGGUUUCCAAGGAGAAGGUUAUCGCCAACGCGGAGGAGCUGAAAGUGCAAGUCAUUGCCAAGAACGUGGGAGAGAAACAGAGGUCGUGUGAGGCAGACUUGGCCAAAGCAGAACCUGCCCUCAUGGCUGCUCAGGAGGCCCUCAACACCCUCAACAAGGGCAACCUGACGGAGCUGAAGUCGUUCAGCUCCCCCCCCGAGGCGGUGGUGAACGUGCUGGGGGCGGUGAUGAUCCUGAUGGCCCCCGGAGGGAAGAUCCCCAAGGACAAGAGCUGGAAGGCUGCCAAGAACAGCAUGGCCAAAGUAGACGCCUUCCUGGACGCCCUCAUCACCUACAACAAGGAGAACAUCCACGAGGCCUGCAUCAAGGCCUUCCAGCCGUAUAAGAACGACCCCACCUUCGAGCCAGACUUCAUCCGCUCCAAGUCGAUCGCGGCGGCGGGGCUGUGCUCGUGGUGCGUGAACAUCGUGACGUUCUACGAGGUGUUCUGCGACGUGGCGCCCAAGAGGCAGGCUCUGGCCCAGGCCAACGCAGAGCUAGCCGCCGCCCAGGACAAGCUCUCCAUCAUCAAGGCCAAGAUCAACCAACUGAACGCCAACCUGGCCAAGCUGACGUCUGAGUUUGAGAGAGCAACGACAGACAAGCUGAAGUGUCAACAGGAGGCCGACGCAACCAAUCAGACCAUCUCCCUGGCCAACAGGCUGGUGGGGGGUCUGGCGUCUGAGAAGAUCCGCUGGUCUGCGUCCGUGGCCCAGUUCAAGAUCCAGGAGAAGACCCUGAGCGGUGACAUCAUGCUCAUCUCAGCCUUCGUCUCCUACGUGGGAUACUUCUCCAAGAAGUACCGCAGUGACCUCAUGGACAACUACUGGCUGCCCCACCUCAAGCAGCUCAAGGUGCCGAUCCCCAUCACAGAGGACCUGGACCCCCUCAUGCUGCUGACUGACGAUGCUGACAUCGCUGCCUGGAGCAACCAGGGCCUCCCCAGCGACCGCAUGUCCAUCGAGAACGCCACCAUCCUCUGCAACACGCAGCGCUGGCCGCUCAUCGUGGACGCUCAGCUGCAGGCCAUCAAGUGGAUCAAGAGGAAGUAUGGAGACAGCCUGAAGAUCAUACGGCUGGGCCAGAAAGGGUACCUGGACAGCAUCGAGAUGGCCGUGUCCAACGGAGACACUCUGCUCCUGGAGAACAUCAGUGAGAACGUGGAGCCAGUCCUGGACCCCCUGCUGGGGAGGAACACCAUCAAGAAGGGCAAGUACAUCCGUAUCGGAGACAAGGAGGUGGAGUACCACCCUAACUUCCGCCUCAUCCUGCACACCAAGUACUUCAACCCCCACUACAAGCCUGAGAUGCAGGCCCAGUGCACGCUCAUCAACUUCCUGGUGACGCGCGACGGCCUGGAGGACCAGCUGCUGGCCGCUGUGGUUGCUAAGGAACGCCCCGACCUGGAGGAGCUCAAGGCAGAGUUGACGACACAGCAGAACACCUUUAAGAUCGUGCUGAAGCAGCUGGAGGACUCCCUGCUGGCACGCCUGUCUGCCGCCUCGGGGAACUUCCUGGGAGACACGGCCCUGGUGGAGAACCUGGAGACCACCAAGCGCACCGCCACCGAGAUCGAGAUCAAGGUGCGUGAGGCAAAGAUUACGGAGGUGAAGAUCAACGAGGCCAGAGAGAACUACCGUCCUGCAUCGAUACGAGCCGCUCUGCUCUACUUCAUCCUGAACGACCUCAACAAGAUUAGCCCCAUCUACCAGUUCUCCCUGAAGGCCUUCAGCGUGGUGUUCGAGGAUGCUAUCAUGCUCACGGAGCCGGCAGAAGAGGUGAAGGACCGCGUGCUCAACCUCAUCGACCAGAUCACCUACUCUGUGUUCAUCUACACCAACCGCUCGCUGUUUGAGAGGGACAAACUCACCUUCAUCGCCCAGGUGGCCUUCCAGAUCCUGCUGAUGAAGAAGGAGAUCAACCCAGUGGAGCUGGAGUUCCUGCUGAGGUUCCCCUUCAAGGCCGGCCUGGGCUCUCCUGUCGACUUCCUGUCCAACCAGGGCUGGGGGGGCAUCAAGGCCCUGUCUGAGAUGGAUGAGUUCAAGAACCUGGACCGGGACAUGGAGGGCUCGGCCAAGCGCUGGCAGAAGCUGGUGGAGUCGGAGGCUCCUGAGAAGGAGAAGUUCCCCCAGGAGUGGAAGAACAAGACCGGCCUGCAGCAGCUGUGUAUGAUGAGGUGUAUGAGGCCCGACCGCAUGUCCUACGCUGUCAGGAACUUUGUGGAGGAGAAGCUGGGGGUGAAGUAUGUGGAGGGGAAGAGUGUGGAUUUCCAUGUGUCCUGGAAGGAGAGCAGCUCCUCCACACCCAUGUUCUUCAUCCUCUCCCCCGGGGUCGACCCCCUCAAGGACCUGGAGGCUCUGGGUAAGAAGUUGGGCUUCACGUUUGAUAACGGGAAGUUCCACAACGUGUCUCUGGGUCAGGGUCAGGAGGUUGUGGCCGAGGCAGCGCUGGACCUGGCUGCUGUGGAGGGCCACUGGGUCAUCCUGCAGAACAUCCACCUGGUGUCCAAGUGGCUGGGCAACCUGGACAAGCGUGUGGAGAAGUACAGCCUGGGUAGCCAUGAUGACUACCGUGUGUACAUGAGCGCAGAGCCGUCGUCCACGCCAGAGUCCCACGUCCUUCCCCAGGGCCUGCUGGAGAACGCCAUCAAGAUCACCAACGAGCCCCCCACAGGCAUGCACGCCAACCUGCACAAGGCCCUGUACCUGUUCAACCAGGACACGUUGGAGAUGUGCUCCAAGGAGUCAGAGUUCAAGGCCAUCCUGUUCUCGCUGUGCUACUUCCAUGCCGUGGUGGCUGAGAGGAGGAAGUUCGGGGCGCAGGGCUGGAACCGCUCCUACCCCUUCAACAACGGAGACCUCACCAUCUCCGUCAACGUGCUCUACAACUACCUGGAGGCCAACUCCAAGGUGCCGUGGGAUGACCUGCGCUACCUGUUUGGGGAGAUCAUGUACGGAGGCCACAUCACAGAUGACUGGGACAGGAAGUUGUGUCGUACCUACCUGGAGGAGUACGUGCGAUCGGAGAUGCUGGAGGGAGAGCUGAACCUGGCGCCUGGCUUCCCUGUGCCCCCCAACUCAGACUACAAGGGCUACCACAGCUACAUAGAUGAGAUGCUCCCUGCUGAGAGCCCCUACCUGUACGGCCUCCAUCCCAACGCUGAGAUCGGCUUUCUGACCGUCACCUCAGAGAAGCUGUUCCGCACCGUGCUGGAGAUGCAGCCCAAAGAGUCCAGCGCUGCCGGGGGAGCAGGGGUCUCCCGCGAGGACAAGAUGAAGGGCAUCCUGGACGAGAUCCUGGAGAAGCUUCCGGAAGGCUUCAACAUGAUAGAGAUCAUGGCCAAGGUGGAGGAGCGGACUCCCUACAUCAUCGUGGCCUUCCAGGAGUGUGACAGGAUGAACUCCCUCACCAGGGAGAUGGGCCGCUCCCUCCGAGAGCUCAGCCUGGGCCUCAAGGGAGAGCUGACCAUCACCACAGACAUGGAGAGCUUGGGGAACGCUCUGUUCCUGGACACAGUGCCAGAGUCCUGGGAGAAGCUGGCCUUCCCCUCCCUGCUCAGUCUGGGGGGCUGGUACGCUGACCUGCUGCUGCGCAUCAAGGAGCUGGAGGCGUGGACGGCAGACUUCGCCCUCCCCACCACGGUCUGGCUGGCCGGCUUCUUCAACCCCCAGUCCUUCCUGACGGCCAUCAUGCAGUCCAUGGCCCGGAAGAACGAGUGGCCCCUGGACCGCAUGUGUCUGUCUGUGGAGGUGACCAAGAAGAACCGCGAGGACAUGACCAGUCCCCCCGGGGAGGGGGCCUACAUCUACGGCCUCUUCAUGGAGGGGGCACGCUGGGACAGCCAGACGGGCGUGAUCGCAGAGGCCCGUGUGAAGGAGCUGACGCCCAGCCUGCCCGUCAUGUUCAUCAAGGCGGUGCCGGUGGACCGGCAGGAGACCAGGAGCGUGUACGCCUGCCCCGUCUACAAGACCCGCACACGGGGACCCACAUACAUCUGGACCUUCAACCUCAAGAGCAAAGAGAAGCCUGCCAAGUGGACCCUGGCUGCUGUCUGCCUCCUGCUCAGCGUCUGAAACACACACACACACACACACACA